GUCAUUUUUCCUUACAGUGAACAGUGAAUGAGAUGGACUUGAUUAUAUGGGGCAGUAGAAGAGAAAACGAGAUGGACUCUGGAUACAUGAUUAGGAUUAGAACAUUUUCCUAGUAAACAUCACACGUCCAUCAUUCAUCUCCCAGUUCCUUUGAAUUUGCCAAUUUGUACUAACCAGAACCAUUAAUCCUCAUCAAAUUCUUGGAAACAGUUGGGGACUGAAGAAAAGAGAGGGGGGGGGGGGGGAGGAAGGUGGGAGCUUAUGAACAAAUUGAAUUGGCGUCGACUACACUUAUCUAUUAAGAUAUGUCAACAGCACAACCAAAUAGAAUUGAUCCAACAAAUCCACUCCUCAGUAAAUUCUGGGGGCCCCAUAUGCUCCAUUGUUGCUUCGAAUAGACUCUUGGAUGGUUUGUCAAAAUCUGGACGGGUUGAUGAAGCCCGUAAUUUAUUUCAUGAAAUGACAAAUCGAGAUGAGUUCACUUGGAAUACCAUGAUUGCAGCAUAUGCCAGAUCAGGACGACUAACUGAAGCUCGACAACUUUUUGAUGAGACCCCAAAUCGGAGUUCUAUUGCAUGGUCUUCCCUUAUCUCUGGGUAUUCUCGUGUGGGAUGUGGCAUGGAAGCGCUUGAGUUGUUUUGGGAAAUGCAAUUGGAAGGACUCAAGCCCAACCAAUACACUUUGGGCAGUGUUCUUCGUGCUUGCUCCAUUGUUGUGGCACUCCAAAGAGGGCAACAGAUUCAUGCCUAUACUAUCAAGACUCAAUUUGAUACAAACAUUUUUGUUGUCACAGGACUUGUGGACAUGUAUGCCAAGGGCAAGCAAGUUUUGGAGGCAGAGUAUUUAUUUGAGACUAUGCCUGACAAAAAUAAUCAUGUGUUGUGGACUGCCAUGGUCACUGGAUACUCUCAGAAUGGGGACGCGAUUAGAGCAAUGCAAUGUUUCCGGGGCAUGAGGUUGGAAGGCAUUGGGUCAAAUCAGUUCACCUUUCCCAGUGUGUUAACUAGUUGUGCAGCAGCUUUGGACCUUGGAUUUGGAAAGCAAGUGCAUGGUUGCAUAAUUCGGAGUGGUUUUGGGGCAAACAUAUUUGUUGAGAGUGCAUUAGUUGAUAUGUAUGCAAAAUGUAGGGACUUGAAUAGUGCAAGGAGGGUAUUGGAGGCUAUGGAGGUUGAAGACAUUGUUUCUUGGAACUCUUUGAUUGUUGGCUAUGUAAGGCAAGGGUUAGAAGAAGAAGCACUUUACUUAUUUAAGAUAAUGCACUUGAAAAAUAUGAAGAUGGAUGAUUUCACUUACCCAUCCGUUCUAAACUCGUUUGCCUCCAUUAUGGAUAUACAAAAUGCCCAGUCUGUUCAUUGCUCGAUUGUGAAAACUGGUUUUGAAGCUUACAGACAUGUGAGCAACGCUCUUGUAGACAUGUAUGCAAAGCGAGGAAGUUUAGAUUGGGCUUCUAGAGUUUUCCACCAAAUGCCUGAGCAGGAUGUGGUGUCAUGGACUUCGUUGAUCACUGGUUACACACACCACGGGUCCCAUGAAGAAGCACUGAUGUUGUUCUGUGAUAUGAGAAUUGCAGGCAUUGAUCCAGACCAAUUUGUCAUUGCCAGCAUUUUGAGUGCUUGUGCUGAACUAACUGUUUUAGAGUUUGGGCGACAAGUACAUGCCAAUUUCGUUAGCUAUGGCUUUCAAUCAUCCUUAUCAGUAGAGAAUUCACUAGUAACAAUGUAUGCUAAAUGCGGGUGCAUAGAGGAUGCUUAUCAAGUAUUUGACUCCAUGCCAAUCCGGGACGUGGUCUCUUGGACUGCUUUGAUUGUUGGCCUUGCUAAGAAUGGUAGGGGAAAAGACUCCCUUCUACUCUAUGAGAAGAUGAUCAUGACUGGCACAAGCCCUGACUUUGUUACUUUCAUUGGCUUGCUGUUCGCUUGCAGCCAUGCAGGUCUUGUCGAUGAUGGUUGCCGCUACUUCCAGUCUAUGGAUAAGGUCCAUGGUAUUACACCUGGCCCUGAACACUAUGCUUGUAUAAUUGAUCUUCUUGGGCGAUCUGGGAAGAUGGAUGAAGUGAAGGAAUUGCUGAAUCAAAUGACAGUUAAACCUGAUGCAACUAUAUGGAAGGCAGUGCUAGCUGCAUGUAGGAUCCAUGGGAACUUGGAGUUGGCUGUGGGAGCUGCAAGGAACCUCUUUGAAUUGGAACCUUUCAAUGCAGUGCCAUAUGUUCUUCUAUCUAAUAUUUAUUCAGCAGCUGGUAGAUGGGAUGAUGCUGCAAAUGUACGCAGACUGAUGAAGUCAAAAGGUAUUACUAAGGAGCCUGGAUGUAGUUGGAUUGAGAUGAACAGAAGAAUCCACACCUUUAUGGCUGAAGAUAGAAGCCACCAAAUGAUGUCAGAAAUAUAUGCCAAGCUCAAUGAGAUAAUGAUCUCAAUUAAGAAAGCUGGGUAUGUGCCAGACAUGGAUUGUGUGCUCCAUGACAUGGAAGAAGAGGGUAAGGAGCUUGGUCUUGCUUAUCAUAGCGAGAAGUUAGCUGUUGCUUUUGGGCUUCUCAGCAUGCCUCCUGGAGUGCCUAUUAGGAUUUUCAAGAAUCUCCGUGUGUGUGGGGAUUGUCACACUGCUAUGAAAUUCAUAUCAAAAGUUUUUGAACGACGUAUUAUCUUAAGGGAUCCAAAUUGUUUUCAUCACUUCAGUGAGCAAACAUGUUCUUGUAAGGAUUAUUGGUAGAAUCAUGGCUCUUGCAUCUGUUAAUAUGCUCUCCCUCUGCCUCAUUUUCUUCCCCAUUUCCUGAGGGUUCUUGAAUCUGGUACAAGCUAUGGAUAAGAAAACAGAG
Messenger RNA from Telopea speciosissima, 2812 nucleotides. RefSeq names its product pentatricopeptide repeat-containing protein At2g03880, mitochondrial-like. NCBI's taxonomy places the organism in Eukaryota, Viridiplantae, Streptophyta, Magnoliopsida, Proteales, Proteaceae. The record is from RefSeq and is a predicted model, not a curated record. Gene Ontology annotation, biological process: RNA modification. The coding region runs from base 262 to 2706 and encodes 814 amino acids. The transcript has a single exon. Gene Ontology annotation, molecular function: zinc ion binding; protein binding; RNA binding.